GGAAGAAGUUUCAGGGGCAUCUCUUGUUCUUUCCAUUAAUAUGCUUUGGGUUUUGAUUAUCAUUUAACUUGAACAGGUAAGGACAUUUGUAGUAGGUGAAAGCGUGGCGGGCGCAACAGGCUUUAAAAAGAAACGACAGAGAAUGUUGCAAAAUUUAAUUAAGAUAGUCCCCACAAGGUCUAGCAGAAAAUCUCAGAGAGACUUUCCGUCCCAAUGGCAACACUUAUCCACGCAAUUCCACUGAAAAAGCAAUUUCUAAAGAAGAAACCACCGUUGAUAUUGAAGGCGAUCCCCAUGAAGCAGCUUCAUCAUUACUAUCAUCAGUACAUGAAAGGGACGAGUCAACCAAAAAAGAAGUUGCAGCCAUCAGGAUCCAAGCUGUUUUCAGGGCACAUCGUGUACGUUUUAUCCAACCCAACUGCAUUUUCUUUUGCCAUAUUUUCCUUAAUGAUUUGUUUGACACGUUGAAGAUAAAUAACUUCAAAUCUGUCUAGAAAGUAGAAAGAAGGAAGAACACACUAAGGACAAAGAUCUUAUUAAUGGAUUAGGAUUAUUUAUAUAACCUGGUACUGUGGGAUGAUUUAAACUCGAACAGGUAAGACAGACAUUUCUAGCAAGCGAGAGCAAGGCAUCGAGCUCCGAGAGGAAAAGAAUGGGAAUGUCCCAAUAUUGCUGCAGCAGUACACUCCAGAGAAGCUUUUGCAGCUCUCAUAGAGAGAUCAUUUCUGCCAAUAACAGCACUUGUCCAAGCAGCUCUUGUACCAAAGAAGCAAUUGUUAAAGGAGAAAUGGCCAUCAAUGUCAAAGGACCAAUUAAUGGUGCAGUUUCAUCAACACCAUUACAAAAUAAAGAUCAAACCCAAGAAGAUGUUGGUGCCAUAAAGAUCCAAGCAAUUUUCCGAGGCCAUCGUGCAAGACGAGCAAGCUCCAGCAGGAAGGAAAACGGUCGCAGAACAAUGCGAAUGUCCCAAAAUUUGUUAAACAGAGUCCGUAGAAAGUUCCGCAGAACAUCACAUAGGGGUAUCAUCGAUACAAUUACAACUGAGGAAACAGCAGCAAUCUUCGAAAACGCCAUUGGUGGAGCUUCAUCGAUACCGUCAAUAUCCAGAAAGAAAGAUCUAACCAAAGAUGAUAUUGCAGCCAUCAAGAUCCAAGCAUUUUUCAGGGGACAUCUUGUACUAACAAUAUAUUUAACCUAUUACAUUUACAAGCUAAUUAAAUAUUGGAUCUAGUUAAUUAAGGUGGUGACUUUUUUCCUUUUCAAAAUUGGACAGGCAAGAAGGGCAUUCCUAGCACUUAGGAGCCUGGUGAAGUUGCAAGCAGUGGUUUGCGGGGUGUGUGUCCGGCGGCAGGCACGUGUAGCCCUCCAUUGCAUGCAUGCACUUGCCCGAUUGCAGGUCAGUGUUCGUGCAAGGCAGCUCCUCAACGGUGAUCAGGAGCUAUCGUGAUUACUAAUUAGUUAUAGUACCAUAGGCCAUUUUGUCACAUUCUAUUUUUAUAUUUCACAGAAAAAUAACUCAAAUAGAUAAUAUUUUCUACUUGGAUAUGUAUCGAUUGUAGUAGAAUUAAUACUGGCUAAACAAUGUAAACAAUUAGAAAUUUCAGGGACAAAGUGCAAUUAAUUUUCCAUUA
This is a messenger RNA of Carya illinoinensis, 1631 nucleotides long. RefSeq lists its product as uncharacterized. Lineage: Eukaryota; Viridiplantae; Streptophyta; Magnoliopsida; Fagales; Juglandaceae. The coding region runs from base 653 to 1231 and encodes 192 amino acids. The transcript has 2 exons. The record is from RefSeq and is a predicted model, not a curated record. Gene Ontology annotation, molecular function: protein binding.